ACCUUCUCCGUCAUGCAUGCGAUUUCAAAUCGAGUCCUCGUUACGCAACUCAACCAACCGGCGUCGGCACGGCCUGGCCAGCUGAUCGAGCCGGCCGGCCGUGGUGUGGUGUGAUGUGCCAUCUCGAUGGCAUCAUCUCCUCCUCCUUCUUGGCCAAUGCUUUUAAUUGCCUGCCUCUUCCUCGAGGGGCUUGUGCUUGCAGCGUCAGAGUGUUGUUCUUGCAGAGGCCAAUUCAAGGAUGGGGCUCCGCAAUUCCUCCGCACUGGUGGCUCUGAUCCUUGCAGUCACCUGCUCUGUUGCAGUGGCAUAUGAUCCCCUCGAUCCGAACGGCAACAUUACCAUCAAGUGGGAUGUCAUCUCCUGGACGCCCGACGGAUACGUGGCGAUGGUUGCGAUGAACAACUACCAGAUGUACCGCCACAUCAUGGCGCCGGGUUGGACGCUGGGUUGGUCGUGGGCGAAGAAGGAGGUGAUCUGGUCCAUCGUGGGCGCGCAGGCGACGGAGCAGGGCGACUGCUCAAAGUUCAAGGGGGGCAUCCCGCACUGCUGCAAGCGCACCCCGGCCAUCGUCGACCUCCUCCCCGGCGUCCCCUACAAUCAGCAGAUCGCUAACUGCUGCAAGGCCGGCGUCGUCUCCGCCUACGGCCAGGACUCAGCCGGCUCGGUCUCGGCGUUCCAGGUGUCCGUCGGACUCGCCGGCACCACCAACAAGACGGUCAAGCUGCCCACCAACUUCACCCUCAUGGGGCCCGGGCCCGGGUACACCUGCGGCCCCGCCAGGAUCGUGCCGUCCACCGUCUACUUCACCGCCGACCGCCGCCGCAAGACGCAGGCGCUCAUGACGUGGACCGUGACCUGCACCUACUCGCAGCAGCUGGCGUCCAAGUACCCGUCCUGCUGCGUCUCCUUCUCUUCCUUCUACAACAGCACCAUCGUGCCGUGCGCCAAGUGCGCGUGCGGGUGCGGCCACGGCGGCCACGCCCCCGGCGGCUGCAUCAUGGGGGACUCGAAGCGAGCGCUGUCGCCGGGAGUGAACACGCCGCGCAAGGACGGCGCGGCGCUGCUGCAGUGCACGGCGCACAUGUGCCCCAUCCGCGUGCACUGGCACGUGAAGCUCAACUACAAGGACUACUGGCGCGCCAAGAUCGCCAUCACCAACUUCAACUACCGCAUGAACUACACGCAGUGGACGCUCGUCGCGCAGCACCCCAACCUCGACAACGUCACCGAGGUGUUCAGCUUCCAGUACAAGCCCCUCCUCCCAUACGGCAGCAUCAAUGACACGGGCAUGUUCUACGGGCUCAAGCUCUACAACGACCUGCUCAUGGAGGCCGGCCCGUUCGGCAACGUGCAGUCGGAGGUGCUCAUGCGCAAGGACGCCAGCACCUUCACCUUCAGGCAGGGCUGGGCCUUCCCGCGCAAGAUUUACUUCAACGGCGACGAGUGCAAGAUGCCGCCGCCGGACUCCUACCCCUACCUGCCCAACUCCGCGCCCGUCCCCACGCCGCAUUCCCGGAUGAUAGCCGCCGCCGCCGCCUCAGCGUUCCUGCUGGUGCUGCUCCUGGUGGCAUGAUCGAUGAAGGCUUUUCCUUCUUGCUUUUCCCUUCUUGUUUUCCAUCACAUGGCCAGGGAGCAGAGUAGACAGGGGCAUUUUGGUUGUCAAGGUCAGAGAAUCCUGUCAUGUGUGUAACUUUGCAGUUGGAGGUCAGAUCUCCAUGUACAAGGAAAUCAGGCUGGUAGAUAUCUUGACACCUUUUGAGUCUCCAAUUACCAUUAGACCAGUCUGAGCAGUGAUUUAUAGAGCACACGUUUUUCUAUGAUUUUCA
Messenger RNA from Phragmites australis (common reed), 1826 nucleotides. RefSeq names its product COBRA-like protein 5. NCBI's taxonomy places the organism in Eukaryota, Viridiplantae, Streptophyta, Magnoliopsida, Poales, Poaceae. Gene Ontology annotation, cellular component: plasma membrane. The transcript has 4 exons. The record is from RefSeq and is a predicted model, not a curated record. Gene Ontology annotation, biological process: cellulose microfibril organization; plant-type cell wall cellulose biosynthetic process. Bases 239 to 1573 code for a protein of 444 amino acids.